CAAAAUACUGGUAUGGUUCCAUGGAGUACCAACAUACUGUCAAUAAAUAAUAAUAUGUAUUAAAAUCGCAGCCCUUCGCUUAAAUAAACGGUUGAAAUAGUGAAAUAGCCAAAUUCUUCAUUCAGACUUGAAGAUUCGAUAUGCAAGGGCUAGAAAAGUCCGACAUUUUACAUAAGUUGUAUCAAACAACAUAUAAUAAAGGAGCUAAUCUUUUACGGACUAUCGAUAAUAAUCCCGAAUUAGACAGAACUGUUAAGAAGACAAGUGAUAAUUUAACCGAUACUGUUCAUACUAUUGCUAACGAGCCUUCGUUAGCUUUCUUUCGAAUUGAGGAACAUGUUCGAAAGAAUGUUCCAUUACUAGUUCACCACAAACAUGGAAUGGAGGAAAAGCGUAAAGAAGUGAGUGGAGCAUGUUACGAUAUGGAAUAUGCAAUUACAGAGACUGACAGAAUAAAAUAUGGAAGUCCACAUCUAGGCAACACAAAACACUUGAUGAAGGAUGCUAUAUUCUACAUGCAGCAAUUAAAUGCAAUUUCUGUGAAGAACCAGUCUUCCAGGCUAUCCAGAACUCAAACUGUCGAUAUGUCAGACAGCAGGUUUAGAGCUACUAAUCAAUCUGCAAGGAGACCUAGAUCAUCUUCCUUGACUUCUUCGGGAAGACAUCAGACUCCAUAA
Dimorphilus gyrociliatus is the source of this 677-nucleotide messenger RNA. Lineage: Eukaryota; Metazoa; Annelida; Polychaeta; Dinophilidae. The record is from the annotation of a GenBank genome assembly.